Messenger RNA from Anguilla anguilla (European eel), 1755 nucleotides. RefSeq names its product distal-less homeobox 2a (gene dlx2a). The record is from RefSeq and is a predicted model, not a curated record. Bases 309 to 1142 code for a protein of 277 amino acids. Gene Ontology annotation, molecular function: RNA polymerase II cis-regulatory region sequence-specific DNA binding; DNA-binding transcription factor activity, RNA polymerase II-specific. The transcript is spliced from 3 exons. Gene Ontology annotation, biological process: cell differentiation; embryo development; negative regulation of transcription by RNA polymerase II. NCBI's taxonomy places the organism in Eukaryota, Metazoa, Chordata, Actinopteri, Anguilliformes, Anguillidae.
UUCCAUAACAUCUGUUCAUUGGCUACCGCACACCAACUAGUUCUGCCUCUUCACGUGACACUGGAUAAAUGCCCGCCCGGCCGCAUCUUUGGCAGCAGACAAUCACAGACUCUGGCUGGGAAAGUCGUAUUGGCUGGUUCGUUGAUAGACAGGAUGCGAUCUAGUUUCAGAACAACCUUAACCGGCGAAAUCGUGUUUGUUUCAACCGAGAGUUUGUAAUAGUACUGCUUUUCAAAAAUAUAACUGCCUUACACAGAGAGAUUGACGCUUGCACAAAUAUUUUUUUACAACUUCUUUAUCCUAAUACAAUGACCGGAGUUUUUGACAGCCUUGCGACAGAUAUGCAUUCGAACCAGAUUACCUCGAACAAUUACCACAGCUUGCACAAAUCGCAGGAAUCUCCAACUUUGCCAGUAUCGACAGCGACGGACAGCAGCUACUACAACAACCAACAGUCUGGACACUGUACGGGGUCUCCCUAUGGACAGCUCGGUCCUUAUCAGUACCACACAGGUGGUAUUACCAAUGUUCAGUACAAUACCAAACCUUACGACCUCGGUUUCAAUACUCCUUAUGGCACAUAUGGCUCUUAUCCUUUAAGCUCGUCGCCAACCCCCGCGGACGCAGAGAAAGAAGAAAGUGAACCUGAAAUCCGUAUGGUCAACGGCAAGCCAAAGAAAGUUAGGAAACCUCGAACAAUUUACUCCAGCUUUCAACUGGCGGCUCUUCAGAGACGGUUCCAAAAGACGCAGUACCUGGCUUUACCCGAAAGAGCCGAGCUGGCGGCCUCACUGGGCCUCACACAAACCCAGGUGAAAAUAUGGUUUCAGAACCGUCGUUCAAAGUUCAAGAAGUUAUGGAAAAGUGGAGAAAUUCCUCCGGAGCAACAUGUGGCCUCCAGCGAGUCACCCCCGUGCAACUCUCCACCAGCGACAACCGCCUGGGACUUUCCUCAGAAUCAAAGAAUGAAUACCGUAAACGCUAGCUUGGCUCAAAGCAACAGCCCUCCUAAUACAACUACCCCUUCGUUUUUAGCUAAUUAUUCUUGGUAUUCGUCCACGAACUCUGCAACGCAUCUACAGCCUAGCCCGCUUCUACAACACAAUCACAGCUCUGCCAUGAGCGCGGGACCAAUAUUUUAACCCUGGUCACACUUUAAGAAAGAGUGCUAGAAAAUAGCAUAUAACUGAACUUUUUUCACGAGGACGUGAAAUAUGUAAGCAAAUGCUUUGGGGACAGCCUAAACUGAGAACGUGCAGCUGCGAUAAACGUGAUGUACCUGACAGUUUCCAGCCUAAUUCUGAUCUGCCAUUUUAUGUAGGCUAUAGAUUGUAUGCAGGUGGCAUAGUAACGUGUUCCGGAAGAAUCGACACAUGUUAAAUUAUUUUUUGGUAUUUAUUUAUUUGUUUAGAGGAUGCAAAUAUGAACAGAAAUACAGUUUUAAAUACCACUGGUAUCCAAAGGAACAAGAGUGUUUUAAUUCACAAAUUUUUUCUUGACAUGUCUGCAGGCAAUUUGUUUUAUCGAAGAACUGUAUCAAUAAAGAUGUAGCACACUUUGAAGCUGUAUUGGUGCCUUUUGGAAAUGACCUCAAUUUUGUUUAUUCUAAACGUUUUAAAUGUAUCAGAAGUUUUCACAAACUAGGCCUAUAGGCUAUAUUUGUUUAGACUUGUUCUGUAUAUAAGGUAAAUUGUGCAGAUUAGAUUUCUUUUGUAUAGAAUGAGAAUUUUUCCUUUAAAAAAAAAAAACCCCCCA